AACUAUCCCCACUCUUCCUGUUUCCAGCCUCGUGUCAGAGCUACUACUGACCAUAACUGCAGCUGAAACAAGAAGGAAAUGAGUUGGCUCCGUGCACACUUCAGAGACAGAGGUCCUCACAGAAGACCCUCUUCAGAGACAGAAGCAAUGAAAAGGCAGAGCUCUGCUCAGGAGCAUGAGAUUAUUGAAUUACAGGAACAUAAUGUGGAUGAAAGGGAGACUGAUCAUGACAAGCCUCUAAAUGCUCAGACGAGAAAGCAGAGCAAAGGUCUGUGCAGAGGUGUCUACAGAGAGUGUUUUCCUUUUUCUGCUUGUGCUCCUGGAGGAAUCUCUCUUGAGAGAUAUCCCUGGAAAUCAUGCAGGAAUGUAAUUUUCUGGAAGUGUAAACUAUGGAUGGUUAUAUCUAUGAUAUUUCUAGUGAUCUUCCUGGUCAUUCUCAUCAGCCUAAUUCUUUAUUCUAAUGUUUACACAGAUGAGGAUGACUACUGGGAUCCUAAUGAAUUACUAAGCAAUGGAAAUUUUCACAGUUUUUCAGGAACAUUGGAGUUAAUGUGUGUUCUCCCACACUUCUCCUCCAAGGACAUUACCAAGAGGCUAACAGAGGUCUACAGCUCAUCUCCAGCUUUAGGACGUUACUUUAGGUCAGCUCAGGUGAUUUCUUUCAGUAAUGAAAGCUCCACUGUAAUUUAUCAGCUAGUGUUUUCUGUACCACCAUCAACAGAGGAAUUUAUGAAAAACAGUAUGAACCCAGAUUUUAUAAGGAACAUUUUACGUCAAAAUAUUUAUGAUGAAGAUACUCUUAAUCCUGGGACACCUGAAUGUGACAGGUUAAAGCUCUACCCAACUUCUCUCACAUAGAAAUUAUGGAAAGAUUCCUCAUCUUCAUCACCACCUAGAAGAGAUGGGAUUCCCUAUCUAUAAGUAAUCCCAUGGCAGGAACUAUUCAUUAGGUAGAAACGCUUCUAAAAUUGUUGUCCUAGAAAUACUGCCUUUGGUGAAAUACUGUAAAUGGAAAAUGUGGUAUAUUUAUGACAGGGUUGUAUUGCUAUAGCACCACAACCUCCUUCUUCUAUAUCUCAAUAAUCCAUUUCACCCUUGAGAAAAUAAUGUAUUUUAUGCAUGCUCUGCUGGCUUUGAAAGCUCGGCUUUGUCUUGCCUUAUGAUUAAAUCUGAAUGCUCUGCAUGAGCUUUAAAAGCAGUCUUGCACAUGGCUCCUUUCUUUUUCUCUUGGCUUAUGCAAAAUUAUCUGUACAGCUUCAUCCUCAAUGCUCACUUCUACUCAAACUCAUAUCUGUUAUUUUUUUCCCUCCAAACUUCAUAUGCCACACUUACUUGUUGCUCUUUCCUUGUAAAACAGCCUAAAAAUAUUUAGCCUGAAAACCUAAAAAUAUUUAUGUAUAUGUCUGUGUAUAAUGUGUUUGUAUUCUUUAAUUACAUGCAAGGCCUUUGCACUAGCUUCUUAAGAAUGCUUUAGCUCUCAUAAUUUCCUUAUUCUUCCUACAGUCUCCUUGGAUAAGGUGUUCUUUGCUCUGUUUUUCUCUUCUUCAAUGUGAAAUAUGAAAGAAGAAAGCAACAGCAUGAAGAGACAUGUCUUGUUCACUAACACAGCUGAAUGUCACAGGAAGAUUUAAAGGGUCGAAUUAUCAGUGUGCUUUUACAGUUAGCUACUACUACUAGUGAAUAGACAGAUACUUGAUCUGUUUUUGUAAAACUGAAGACUAGUCAAUAUCCUUAAUUUUAGUUCCUGCCCAGCACUGGUGAUAAAAAUGAACAGAUGUAAGGUAUUUGCCUUUAUAAGGCAGUAAAUAGAUGUUCUUGUUGAUGAGAGACCAGAUGAGAUGAAUCAGUGCCAAGAGGAAGGUGCUGAAGCAGAAGAUGUAGGCCAGUGUGGCAUAAAAGUUACAGACAGUAACUAGCUAUAGCAUAAAAAUUAAGCUAUAGCAUAAAAAUUAACUUUAUGCAGAAUUGAACAUAUUCACUACCAUGUGAGUGAAGUGUAUCUUGUCAUUUAUUUAUAGUCCUAUAAAUAUUAGUACUGUUGCAUAGACCUUUUAUUUUAAGAAGCAUUUUGUAUUGUAAGAAAUAUGUAAAGGAAAAUUGUUUUCUCUAAUAUUACUAGUUUAUUUAAGGAGUAAUCUGACGAUGUUAUUGUGCAUUAAAUUAUUUAUUUUUACUCUUAACAUGACUGUUUUCAUUCUUUAGCAGCUCUAGUCUUUCAGCCAUGUGAGUUGGAAAAUAGCCAUUGGAAUUCUAAAUGCUGAGCUAUAUGAAGCAUGUCUGACAGAGCUGUAUGCUCAGACCCAUAGUUGUUGUUGUUGCUGCAUGUGUUUAAACUGAGUUUGGGAAAGGUUCUGGACCAAAUCAGUAGUUUGUAUGACUCUCAUGUCUGCAGCUUAUUCUGAUUCCCUCUUGGUUUGUAAGAUACAGGAACUAUAAUUUCUCUUGCUAUAAUAGUCUAUGCAGCAUACAGGUAGAAGAGAGAUUCCUUUUGAUUCUUACGCUGGGGAAGGAUAAACUUCAUGGUUUAUAUGGCUUGUCCCAAAAGCAGCAGGCUAUGAAAGUACCAGCAGCAAAGAACUGAAUUGCUGUUGAGAUGCUGUUCAGUCUUACUGCUCUCACCGAGACACCUGAUCCUUUCCUUGAACACUUC
Molecule: messenger RNA, 2650 nt
Organism: Vidua macroura (Pin-tailed whydah)
Lineage: Eukaryota; Metazoa; Chordata; Aves; Passeriformes; Viduidae
Gene: C2H3orf52
Product: chromosome 2 C3orf52 homolog
Exons: 7
Coding region: 79-858 (259 amino acids)
Source: RefSeq, a predicted model, not a curated record